GGAAAAAAAAACAACAGUUGGAAAAAAAAAGAAGCCUCCUCGUGAGCGGCGCCUUCGUCACGUGACCAAGUGGGCGUAUUUAAGCCCCUGGCGCGAGAUCUGUGCAGAGAGAAAAAGGCAGAAACAGCAACGAGGUGAAGCUGAACGGAGGUCUCUUGGACGAAAAUGAGUCUCGCUGGAAAAGUAAAUAGAAGCCAACAGAUGUCUAAAGAAAAUACAGUGAGCUUGUUCACAUCAUCUCAGAAGACAAUGGGACCCCCCAGGCAAUCCCUGCAGAUCCUCCAGCAGUCGGCUGUCAACAAGGAUUUGGGGAGGUCAGCUAAGACAGGAAAGCUCAAUUCCAAGCGGAAAAACUGGACAGCAGAGCAAACUAGAGGUACAAAGAGAGUGAAGGUCGAAGUCAAAUCCACACAAACGGAAGCAGCUGACUGUUUACCAGAUGGCAUAUCCCAUGAAGCAUAUGAACUUAUGGUCAAAGAAACGCCUCCUCCUGCUUACUGGAAGGAAAUGGCUGAGGAGCGACAGAAGGCCUUGUACAAAGUUCUACAGGAGAAUGAGAAGUUGCACAAAGACAUUGAGGCCAAAGAUGAACAAAUAUCAAAGCUUCAGAGUGAAAACGAAGAGCUGCAGGAGCUGGCUCAACAUGUGCAGUACAUGGCUGAUAUGAUUGAGAGGCUGACUGGGAGGGGUCCAGACAAUCUGGAGGAACUGAAGGAGCUUGCCCUUGAUGUGGGAAGGGUUGAGGACAAUGAGCAUGAAGAUGACGACAGUGAAGAGGCUGAUGAGAGACUCAAAGAGGAGAGUGAUUACAGUGAAAGUGAUGCAGAUGAGGAGAACACGUCAGACCACGAACAAGCAGGACCCUCAGGACAGCAGGACUAACUGAGCUCUGAGUGUCAUGAGACUUCAUACAUUAACCUGAGCAAGUUUUGACUGCAGCAGGUCCUCAUCCAUUUGAGGGACAUGGGAAUUCAGUCAUUUGAAGUACUCUUCUUGACCUGCAGUUUAAUAUUUUAGUGAAAUGUUUGUUCUUUUACAGUGAUUUUUUUUUUUUUUUUUUUUUUUUUUAAGAUUUUGCUGUAUUUAUGAGGGCUCGUUAACUACAUGUGUGGGCAUCACUCAUGGAGGACUUUUUGACAUGUCACAGUAGGAAAGUCCUUUAUUUUGAAUGGAUGCUGACACAAAAUCCUAAUUUAUCUCGUCCCUGACAAGUUAAAAUGCUUUAGGUGAGUCUACUCUACAGGAAGCUGUUUCACUGCAACUGUAGCAAAGAGCCCUAAAGUGCUUUUGGGUUGUUAUACAAUUACAAUGUUAUGGCACCACUGUGUAAAGUUUAUGUACAAUAAAGCUUUUUUUUUUUUUUUUUUUUUUUUUUUUCUUAAAGAAACCAAAGUGAAACUUUCUGUGACUUUACUUUAGUUUGUAGUUUCGUCAGUUUUUGACUGGCUACUGUUCACUUUCAGCACCUCCAGCUUCUGGAAGCUGGUUGUGGUGAUCGAAGUUACUAUUUGUGUGUUCGGUACACACAGCUGACUGUUGAAACCACACCUGUUGAAAGAAACGAACUGCAGUACUAGGACUGAUGUGAGGUAGCAGUGCGUGAACUGACAACUGCAUGUCAUUCAACUAAUAUCACUAAAACUGACAAUACAGUGGCUACACAAAUCCAGUGGUUACUAAAGAACCCCUGAGACCUUUUACUUAGUUUUUUUUUUUUAAAGAUUAAAUUAAAGGCAAAAAUGUUUUAUGUACAAGUUAAGUUACAAAGUUCAUUGGGUUUUUUUUUUUUUUUUUUUUUUUUUUUUGGGGGGGUGAACUGCAUUAGAGACUGAUGUAAAAAUGACAAAUUGAAACAUUUGUGGCAAAUUUACUAUAACCUACCAUGGGGAGGGCUGAAACUUUCUAUUUUCACAUCACAUCUGACCAGUCAGACUGACUUUUUUUUUUUUUGCUGCCCAAAGCAAGUUCCUUGACAUGACUUAUGCUAUGAUUUAGCAUUAUGCAACUAAAAGGGAAAUGGAUAACGUAGACAUCACAUCAAAAGUUGUUAAUGCAUCAUAAGGCAAAGAAGCAGAACUUAAUUUGCAAAUUAAAAGGUUGAUAAUAUAUCCCUUUUAUAUAUCGGUCAGUUGAGUAGUUGUAUGUCUUAUGUUUACAAAAGAGAUGAAAAAGUAAGAUAUAUGGGCUAUUUCAGUGUGAUAUUGUGACUGGUGUUAAGCUGAAAUAACGUUUUCGAAUACGAGGCACAUGUUAACACCGAGUGCUUGUCUUGUUUUUUUACUGUGAAGCUCUUUGGUCACCCUUUGGGCUGUUGUAAAGGGCUAUAGAAAUGAACUUUGAUAUGUGUCUGAUUAAAUCUCACCUUGUUUCUUGA
Messenger RNA from Acanthochromis polyacanthus (spiny chromis), 2374 nucleotides. RefSeq names its product geminin DNA replication inhibitor (gene gmnn). The record is from RefSeq and is a predicted model, not a curated record. NCBI's taxonomy places the organism in Eukaryota, Metazoa, Chordata, Actinopteri, Pomacentridae. The coding region runs from base 166 to 882 and encodes 238 amino acids. Gene Ontology annotation, cellular component: nucleus. The transcript has 7 exons. Gene Ontology annotation, biological process: negative regulation of DNA replication; negative regulation of cell cycle.